Messenger RNA from Rhinolophus ferrumequinum (greater horseshoe bat), 4387 nucleotides. It is a transcript of the gene GULP1, whose product is annotated as GULP PTB domain containing engulfment adaptor 1. The transcript is spliced from 14 exons. The record is from RefSeq and is a predicted model, not a curated record. Lineage: Eukaryota; Metazoa; Chordata; Mammalia; Chiroptera; Rhinolophidae. The coding region runs from base 654 to 1871 and encodes 405 amino acids.
AAGUAGCGAGCUUGAACACUGGCGUCCGGUGUGGAAGUGUCCUAGGAGACCGCCAGAAGUGCGCCAGCCCGAGUCUGGGAGAGUUCCCUUCUGGCCGAGAGGGGGAGCCCCGCGUUCCCAGCCCGGAGCGACCCGGAGUCCCGAGCCUCCAGCCCCAGCCGCCGCCAGCGCCAGUUUUGGCUUCAGCCGAUUAGGAAGAGGAGGGAGAGGGCAGAGAGCGCGAAGAGGGAGGGGACCAGAGCCGGAGGGUCGCGAGUCCAGCAUUGCGUUGACGUACAGAAACUUUCCCUCUCGGCCACUGAAACGUCGCCGUGGCUGUGCGGGAGAGGAGGUCGCCUGGUUCCGAGGACGCAGCAGCUCUCCACGCCCCUGCCCCAAGCCUGACCCGACUGCAUCAGUCAGUAAGGUACGGAGAGACCCAAGACACCGCGAUUUAUCUGGGGUCUUCCCUGCCUGGCAGCCCAGCCUCCCGCCAGUUAUAUGUGAUUCCAUCUGAUAUCCAUAAGAGAGAAAGUGAUUGAAAAAGAACUUGGAUGGCAACUGUAUGAGUGAAACUAUCUAAAGUCAAGUGUCUAUAUUCUCUCAACUAUAUUUGAGCCUACCCAGGAUAUAAAGUGUGAUUGAAUUGAACAUUUAUUUGGUUGAUCCUCAUCAUGAACCGAGCUUUUAGCAGAAAGAAAGACAAAACAUGGAUGCAUACGCCAGAAGCUUUAUCAAAACACUACAUUCCCUAUAAUGCAAAGUUUCUUGGCAGUACGGAAGUGGAGCAGCCCAAAGGAACAGAAGUUGUCAGAGAUGCUGUAAGGAAACUAAAGUUUGCAAGACAUAUCAAGAAAUCUGAAGGCCAGAAAAUUCCUAAAGUUGAGUUGCAAAUAUCAAUUUAUGGAGUAAAAAUUCUAGAACCUAAAACAAAGGAAGUCCAACACAAUUGCCAGCUUCAUAGAAUAUCAUUUUGUGCAGAUGAUAAAACUGACAAGAGGAUAUUCACUUUCAUAUGCAAAGAUUCUGAGUCAAAUAAACAUUUGUGCUAUGUAUUUGACAGCGAAAAGUGUGCUGAAGAGAUUACUUUAACAAUCGGCCAAGCAUUUGACCUGGCAUACAGGAAAUUUCUAGAAUCUGGAGGAAAAGAUGUUGAAACAAGAAAACAGAUUGCAGGGUUACAGAAAAGAAACUUAGUGUUCUCAUGUGACUUUGCUUCACUUCCUGAUGCUUCUCAUGGGGAUCAGAGCAGCAGAAGCAGCAGAUGCUGGAUUCAAGACUUAGAAACAGAAAAUAUGGAACUUAAAAACAAAGUACAAGAUUUGGAAAACCAGUUAAGAAUAACCCAGGUAUCAACAUCUCCACUGCUGAACAAAAUGUCUGAUCAUGAGCAACACGGGUUUCAGAGAUGCUCAUCCUCUUUCUGGCGUAGUAGUGAUUCAUCACCCUCUCUAAAUAUUUCUUCCAUUACUGUAACUCCUGCCAACUCGACUGAUUCCAGACUAUCAUUGGGACUGUUAAUACCACCACCUUCUAAAUGUGGUCUUCCCAAGCCAGUCAGUGAGAGCAGCAUCCCAAGACCUCAUGCAGGCAGUGUGACACCUAAGUCACCCUCCACUGACAUCUUUGAUAUGAUUCCAUUUUCUCCAAUAUCACACCAGUCUUCAAUACCUACUCGCAAUGGCACACAACCACCUCCAGUACCUAGUAGAUCUACCGAGAUUAAACGGGACCUGUUUGGAGCAGAACCUUUUGACCCAUUUAACUGUGGAGCAGGGGAUUUCCCUCCAGAUAUUCAAUCAAAAUUAGAUGAAAUGCAGGAGGGGUUCAAAAUGGGACUAACUCUCGAAGGCACAGUAUUUUGUCUCGACCCAUUAGACAGCAGGUGCUGAUGUCAAGAACAAGAGGUCCUUAUUCGUGUUAAAUUUAUUUUAUCUACAUAUAUAUCAUUCAUUAUUACUUUAUGACAGGUAUUAUACAUGUGCCAAUAUAUAUUUUUAAUAUCUUCAGUGUCUGAAAAUUCUUUUAGUAAAAUUUCCUCAUUCACUGUUGCUCUGUAACAUUUUCUUUUAAAAACCACUCAGUGUAAAGCAUACUUUUAUGUUCCUUUCUAGUUAUUUUGUAGAAGAAUUUGUAAUCGAAAGACAAAUUAUCCAAAUAUCUGCCUUGUGUCUAAAUAGUUAGCUUCUUGAAAUUUGUGUUCAUACUCCAGGCUGCUAGUUUAGUUUUGAUUUCCCAAAAACCAUACCUUAAUGAUACCUUUCAAAGUCCUAAAGAGAUAUACCAAUGCCAAACUAAAUACUAUAUUCAAGCUAAUAAACAUUUACCAUUCAUUGGACCGAUGUCAUUUUAUGUAUGAAAUCUGGUUCGUAUCAUUGGGAAAAUGUAAACUUUGACUAUAAUGUCACCAGGUCAUUUUUAGCAGGUGAAAUAACAAAAAUAUAAAUUUUAAUAAUAAUUAAACCAAAUGUAUUUAGAGUAUUAGUAAAUGCAUGGUAAUAAUGUUAGUUAUUAUCAGUUAUACUCUAAAUAUUUUAUUUAUUUCAUAAGUAAAUAUUGUGGGGAAAAAUGAAAAUUUGCUAUUUACAAAACACAAAAUUUAAUUUCUAAUGAGAUAAUUUACAUUACUAAACGUACAACAUCUAAUCUGAUGUUUUCUUUAAAAAAAAAGCAUUUGAAAUAUAUGCUGUCUAUAAUUGCGAUGUCUGUUACCCAUAUUUACAUUACCAAAUAUAUUUUUUUCUCAAAUAUUGUGAUGCCCCGUUGGUUUUGCUACUUUAAAAUGUACAGAUACUAUUCUUUAUGAAUCAUCAAUAUUAUUUAAUAAAUUUAAUAUUUGUUAUUGCUGAAGUUAGAAUCUCAUUUUUCACAAAAAUCAAGUUGUUGCUCUCUUUAGUCUUUAACAGUAAUUUUUACUGAGUGCAACAAAAAUUUAUGGUCAAAAUUUAUAAUUCGGUUCAUCACAUUUAAAAAAAAUAAUGAGUGUUUAGAUUGGGGAUAGGUCUCAAAAAUAGAUUUUUUUCUUUAAUUUUACUCAUGGGAAUUUUUCUUCAAGUGCUAAAGGUACAUUUUCACUAGGAAAAGAAAUGAAAUAGCUUAUGCAAUAUUAUAUUUGUAUGUAUCUCCAUAAUGUACUAUGGUAUAUAUAAGCCUUCUUGUUUGUUUUCUGUUAUCUGCUAAGUUGUACCUUAAUUAGAUGGUAGUAUAUGUUUCAUAAAAAAGAGUCUUUAUAAUUCUGUUUGUCAUAUAGUAUUUUGGAAUUUGUAUAAUGAGGAUGUUUAGAAGCCGUAUCAAUGGCCUUUUUUUAACAGAUAGAAUUUGUAUUUUUAUUGUACUUUGAAAAGCUUUAUGUAAUAGGCAUAUACUUAGUGGCCAUUUAUUAUCAAUGGUAACACAAUAGAGUACUAAGAUGGUAUUUGCACAUGUUACUUUACCAAUUUUUAAUGGUAAUCAAUUCUGCUACUGGCAUGAUUACAUAGUACAUAAUUAUGAACAUUUAUUUCACCAGUGCAUUUUUAUGAAGAUCCAGUUGAAAAUUGUAUUUCUAUGUUAACUCAAAGAUAUGUUUGAUUUUGCUGAGAAUAAAUGAUUUUAAAUAAAUUGUAUAAUUUACUCAUUAAACAAUCUUUAGUUAAUUUAGACACAUUCUGAAGCUAAUUACAUGUCAGACUUUUCUGGUCAUAAAUUGGAGCCAAAAGAAAGAAAGAGAGAGGGAAAGAGAAAAAGAAAGAAAGGGCUUUAACUUUAUUUCUUACAGCCCACACACAUUUCAGUCUUAUGAGCAAAUACCAUUCAGUUGUGAAAACAAUGGACUUGAUCCUGCUGGUAAGAGAAGUCAUAGUUUGGUUCCUUUCACCAGAAGCAUCUGGUGCAAUAAUGGAAUUAUGUAAAUACAUUUUUUUCUAAAUUGAGAGCUUUUUUAGCCUAGUAAUAAUGCAAAGUGUGUUUUGGCUGCUAGUCUUUAAAAGGUAGACUUGAUAAUAGGACUUGAGUUGUGGCUAAUUCAAAUACCACGAAGUUUUGAACCUAUUCAAAACACAAUGUUAACUAUUUUUAAAGAUACACAGGACUCACACUCACUGUCUUUGCCAACCAAUGAAUAAUUCAUCCCUCUAUUCAAUAAAAUUUAUUUAUUACUCUAUGUGAAUAGCAUGUAUUAUGUGGAUAAGAAAACGUCUAGUAAGUUUGCUAACAGACAUUGUUAAAUUGAAGUUGACAGUAUUCCUGUCUUCAAUUAGUUUAUUGUCGGAAAGGAAAAGUAAGGAAAAUAAAUGAAUUAAUAAAUCAAAACCAAUACAUAUUAAAGUACUCCAUGAGCCAAAUACUUCCCCAAGAACAUUUUCACUUUUGAUACCUAGCACUGGUUUGUGUCCACAAUGUUACUUAGCCAGUGUGAAGCUUAUCAGAA